UAUGAACUGCACCGCAGUAGCGGGAGCUUAUCUCCUCCCGCUCUCCUCUUCUCCUCUUCGCUCGCUUCCUUCACCAAACUGCAAAUCUAGGUUUUCGAGGUGCGGCCGCCCAAACUCCACACCGAGCACUGGUAUCUCAGAUUCUUUAUCUCGCCGGCGAUCGCCCUCGCUUCCCCGAGCUCGAGGCAGCGGUGCCGACGUGAAGUCCGAACCAUUCGAUGUUCCAGAUUCGAUCAAGUUCCAGGGGGCUCUCAGUGACGCUGUUUCCCCUCUGCUGAAGGAGGAGGAGGAGGAGGAGGAGGAGGAGGGAUCGUUUCCAAAGAGAUGGUUGAUCGUCAUCCUCUGCUUCUCUGCCUUCUUGCUCUGUAACAUGGACCGAGUAAAUAUGAGUAUCGCAAUUCUGCCGAUGUCAGCAGAGUUCAAUUGGAACCCCGCAACCGUUGGCUUGAUCCAGUCCUCUUUCUUCUGGGGCUACCUUCUCACUCAGAUUGCUGGAGGAAUAUGGGCAGACACCGUUGGAGGAAAGCGUGUUCUAGGAUUUGGUGUUGUUUGGUGGUCCAUCGCCACAGCUCUCACACCUGUUGCGGCAAAGGUCGGGUUGCCUUUCUUGCUCCUUGUGCGUGCUUUCAUGGGAAUUGGAGAGGGUGUUGCAAUGCCCGCUAUGAAUAAUAUUCUUUCAAAAUGGAUCCCAGUAUCAGAGAGAAGUAGAUCAUUGGCCCUGGUCUAUAGUGGAAUGUACCUUGGUUCAGUAACUGGGCUAGCCUUUUCUCCUUUGUUAAUACAUAAGCUUGGCUGGCCUUCUGUCUUCUAUUCCUUUGGCUCCCUUGGAACUGUCUGGUUUGCUAUAUGGUUAAAUAAGGCUUACAGUACUCCUCUGGAAGAUCCAGAACUUAGUAUUCGAGAAAAGAAGCUUAUCGCAAGCAGUAGUACAUCUAAAGAACCUGUUACUGAAAUUCCAUGGAGAUUAAUCUUAUCUAAACCCCCUGUCUGGGCUCUUAUAGUUUCCCAUUUUUGCCACAACUGGGGAACUUUUAUUCUUCUCACAUGGAUGCCAACUUACUAUAAUCAGGUUUUGAAGUUCAACCUCACAGAAUCUGGUUUAUUCUGUGUUCUUCCUUGGCUUACAAUGGCGAUCUCUGCAAAUGUUGGUGGUUGGAUAGCUGACACACUAGUGAGUCGAGGAUAUUCUGUAACAGCAGUUCGAAAGAUCAUGCAAUCUAUCGGAUUUCUCGGGCCAGCUUUCUUUCUUACUCAGUUAAGUCAUAUCCAGUCUCCUGCUAUGGCGGUAUUGUGCAUGGCAUGCAGCCAGGGAACUGAUGCAUUCUCUCAGUCUGGACUAUACUCCAACCAUCAAGAUAUCGGACCUCGUUAUGCUGGUGUGCUGCUUGGCCUUUCAAACACUGCCGGGGUUUUAGCUGGUGUCUUUGGGACAGCAGCAACAGGCUACAUCUUGCAACACGGUUCUUGGGAUGAUGUCUUCAAAGUUUCUGUAGGCCUCUAUCUCGUUGGAACUGUAGUCUGGAACUUGUUCUCGACAGGGGAGAAAAUUAUUGAUUGAUUUAGAUGAGUUAAGGAGGCCAUUUAAAGCGUGCAGAGGCUUUUCAUGCUCGAAGCAACCCAUCUUUGGAGCUGGACUGUGGGGUGGUUGGUUUUUUUAUAUGCCUGUUAUCAGAACAAAUGAUGUGAUUGGAUCCUCAUUUCUACAAAAGGAGUGAGUUCUCUAACACCUGACUAAUUUCAAAGAGCUUCCACUGGCUGAAGGGAUAGCGGUAAAAGAGAAUGCAAACCUCGCAGCAUCGAUCAAUCUUGAUUCUUGACGCUUCGCAGCUACAGAUAACCAGACCAUAAUUUUUGAUGUAUAUUCCUGUUGUAUAUUACUUUGACUAAUUGAAAGCCAUGAUCAAAC
This is a messenger RNA of Asparagus officinalis (garden asparagus), 1906 nucleotides long. Its product is annotated as probable anion transporter 1, chloroplastic. The coding region runs from base 2 to 1558 and encodes 518 amino acids. Gene Ontology annotation, molecular function: transmembrane transporter activity. The transcript is spliced from 10 exons. Gene Ontology annotation, biological process: transmembrane transport. The record is from RefSeq and is a predicted model, not a curated record. Lineage: Eukaryota; Viridiplantae; Streptophyta; Magnoliopsida; Asparagales; Asparagaceae.